Molecule: messenger RNA, 534 nt
Organism: Microthlaspi erraticum
Lineage: Eukaryota; Viridiplantae; Streptophyta; Magnoliopsida; Brassicales; Brassicaceae
Source: the annotation of a GenBank genome assembly
AUGGAGAUCAAAUCGGAGACUUCCUCGCCGCCAGAGAAAAUACAUCUCCGACCGAUGACUCUCUCCGACAUCGACGAUUUCAUGGUGUGGGCAACUGACUCCAACGUCACACGCUUUUGCACGUGGGAGCCUUACACGAGCCGAGAAGCCGGAAUAGCUUUCAUAAACGACGUUGUUUUGCCACACCCUUGGCUCCGAGCCAUCUGCUUAGACGACGACCGUCCGAUCGGCUCGAUCUCCGUCACGCCCGUCGACAAGAUCAGAGGAGAGAUUGGUUAUGUCAUCGGAAGCAAGUAUUGGGGUAAAGGGAUCGCCACGGAUGCGGUGAGGCUUGUGGCGACGGAGAUAUUCAAGGAGAUGCCGGAGAUGGAGAGGCUUGAGGCACUUGUCGACGUAGACAACGUCGGAUCUCAAAAGGUUCUUGAAAAAGUUGGGUUUACUAGAGAAGGAGUGAUGAGGAAGUUUAUGAAUCUUAAAGGAAAUGUUAGAGAUAUGGUCAUGUUUAGUUUCUUGCCUUCUGAUUCUUUGCACUGA